Molecule: messenger RNA, 1440 nt
Organism: Arachis stenosperma
Lineage: Eukaryota; Viridiplantae; Streptophyta; Magnoliopsida; Fabales; Fabaceae
Exons: 5
Coding region: 1-1440 (479 amino acids)
Source: RefSeq, a predicted model, not a curated record
AUGUCUCCGUGUCCUGCCCCCGAAAACAAACGCUACCUUAGUACUGAGGCUUGUCAAAAGCUAGUGGAACCAGUGACGUAUGAAGAGGUUCUAGUUAACAGGUUCAGACCUUUCCUGUCAGAGAUCAUUGGUCCUUUGCAAGGAGGGUUCAUUCCAGGAAGAGGAACCACAGAGAAUAUUAUCAUUGCUCAGGAGAUUAUGCACUUCAUGAGGAAUACCAAGUCUCAAAAAGGGACCAUGGCAUUUAAGAUUGAUUUGGAAAAAGCUUAUAACAGGGUAGGAUGGCAUUUUUUGGAAGCUACUUUGGUCCGGUUUGGGUUUUCAAAGGCUACCAUUAAUCUUAUAUUGAAUUGUGUGACUUCCUCUUCGUUGGCAGUUUUGUGGAAUAGGAACAGGCUCCAAAAUUUCAAUCCAAAGAGAGGGUUGAGGCAAGGAUAUCCCAUGUCUCCUUAUCUAUUUGUACUCUGUAUGGAAAUGCUUGCCUGCUUUAUCUCUCAUAGAGUUUUCCAAGGUUUGUGGAACCCGGUAGCGGUUUCUAGGAACGGACCACGACUCUCUCAUUUGAUAUUUGCAGAUGAUCUUUUGCUUUUCUAUAAGGCAUCUAAAGCUCAAGUAAUAGAGGUUAAGCAUUGCCUAGACUUGUUUUCUAGAGCGUCAGGUUUGAAGGUAAAUCUUCAUAAGUCAAAGGCCCAGUGUUCCAAGAGGGUGUCGGAGAGGAGGAAAGAGGUUCUCUCAAGGGUCUCUAACAUCCGGUUCUGUAAUUAUUUGGGUAAAUACCUGAGAAAUAACAUCGGUCAUGCCAGAGCUUCCAGGAAGACGGCUCAGGAGUUCUUGUGGAAAGGCCAUGCAACUGGCAAAGGGCUGCUUCCUGGUCAGGUUCUGAAGCAUAAAUAUAUCAAGAAUCAAUCUAGUAUGAACGGAAAUAGUAGAAAUUCUUCAUCGGCUACCUGGAAGAACAUUGUUAGUGCCUAUGAGCAUCUUUCAAGGAAGGGUUUCAUUGGAAUAAUGGGGAUGUCCACAAAUCAGUUUGAUUUCAUAGUGGCUGACUUGUGGAAAGGGGUGUCUUGGGAGGCUGAUAGUCUUACCACGUCUAUUAUGCAUGAGAUUAAGCAGUUUAUUUGUGGUAUGAGAUAUCUUAGUUUGACUGAGUUAGAGCCACAGUGGGAGUGGUGGCCUGUAGCAACAAAAAAGUAUAGUACAAGGGAGGGUUAUAGAUGGUUAUUAGAGAAAACAUUAAAUUGGAAUGCCAAUAAUAACUGGAACUGGUUGUGGAAUACAAACAUUCCGGAGAAGUUCAAAUUUACUAUGUGGCUUGGCUUACAUGAUGCUCUACCAAUUGAGAUCUUUCGAUUCAAGCGGCAUUUAGCUUCUUUAGAUAUGUGUAAGAGAUGUAACAAGGCGCAGGAGACUAUGGAGCAUUGUCUUAGAGACUGUGAAUGA